CUCGAAAGAGAACAACUACCGAAGAAAGCAAACUACACGGCAUUUGUCUUUUGACUCCAUUGGAAAGGGCAGCAACACAUGCAGUCGUCCGUGUUCCACAGAAACAAAUCCGUUUUUCGAUGGAAGCCUUGCUGAUGAUCUACUCUGGUCGUUAAAUUCUAUGCACUGCAACCAUUUCGUUCGACACGGCAGAUACUGCAAGAUUCUCUCAGUAGAAGAAAGAUCUCUGCAACCGGACGCUGUCGGAGUAAGCACCACACAACGACACAGCUCUGAAGUAUGACCUUUCCUCCCGUCGUUCCAAACGGCUUUUUAGCUCUAACCGAUUGCAAUGUGUACCAUGCCGUUGGGGACGACGGGGAUUGCUGCGAGAGUGAAGACAGCAGGAUUUCCUGGUUCGAUGUCGAUCUUCCUUUCUCGCGAAUAGUGGACUCCGCGGACCAAAAUAGUAGAGAUCCCGAUUUCAGGGGUGAUGGUUGCGAUGGUUUUUCUCCGUGCUCGUGUUGCUUCCUGGUGCUUGAGAAACAAAAGAAAACGUCCAGAGAACCAAUGGAGCAGCAGCUACCGAACAUGACACUGAAAUCAACUGUCACGGGGGAAAAGCAUCAACAAUACACCGGCAACGACCAAAAGAACCAACAAAGCACCCAUACUCAAGAAUUUCCUCCGAGGUACGAUGGUACCGUCCACGAUAUUAGUUGCAGCCUCUGUGGAGAGGGAUUGUCGUCACAAUCGAAACACAGCAAACGAUCCGAUGCUUCGCUCCUAUUGGGAUUGGCUCUGGCGUCACAGGAUUACGGACACAUUGUGGUUCAGUCCAUCAAAGUGGGCAUCUACUCCAGAAAAUCGCAGACGAGUGAAACGGAGCACAGAGCCAAUUACCAGCACCGUACCCAUUACCGCAAGCGAAAGGCGCGCCUGCUGAUCGCCUUUGCGUGCCAAGAACUCUUUGGGCAUCAUGCCAAGCAAAAGCACCGAACGUCCUUGAGUCCAAAACAUUUGCAAACUAACCGGCGGCGAUUUUUUGUCGAUUCGAAAACCACAAAAUCCUUACCCGCCGCUACGCAAUUAGUACUUUCCAUUAUGAGCAGCGACUGGAGGGAAUACGACAAGUUGUUACUCGAUGAUGGACUCUUAAACAGUACAUCGUUGGUUCGGCGAAGGAAAGAACGAACACGAGCUCUUUCCUUCUUUCCAUCCAGAAUGAAUCUUGAGGACGUCUUUUUGCGAAUCGGCGGCGUCUCUUCGUCUCCCUCCUCUGCCCGGUGGUCGGCUCCGGCCGUUUCUCCCCGGCGGAGCAACGAUCGGCAAACAGAAGGAGCGACGGCCAAACAGCUGCUGUUGAGCAUGCCCAGCGAUGUUCUCUGUCACCACAUCGGUGGGUAUCUACGCGCCAGAUCGCUCGCUGCCCUCCGUGGCACCUGCUUGCACUUACACUGGACCCUCCGGGCGGUUGUCCCCGGCCUCCGAUUGGAUCUCUACUCGCACCAGAUCGAGUCGCUGCAGUGGAUGCGGGAGCGGGAAAGCAAGCCCAUCACCGAGGACGAUCUGCUGAUGGAACACAGACCCCCUGCCAAAAGUAUACAAACAGCACAACAACAACUAUACUCCGACGACAAUACCCCUCAGAAACCAGUAAGCAGCAACGAGGAACAAAUACAAACAAAAAAACAAAAACAACCAUUAGGAGGCUUAACAGCAUCCCAAUGGAGCGCCAGCAAUCGCAGAACCAAAUGGGACGGAGACGCCCAUCGAGCGGCUACCGGGGGAGGCACAGUUGUCUUGUGUCCGAGGCUACAGCAGUUGCACGAUCAUGAUUGUGCUGGAGAUGGAGGAGCGAUCCGUAUCUCUCAGUCGGACUGUUGUGAGGUGGUCCAUGGGGGCCAGGGACAGACGAGACUUGGCGGGGAUCCAUUGUCUCGAAAGGUGGCACGGGGUGGGCUGCUUUGCGAUGAUCCGGGACUCGGUACGUACAUACAAUAUCUUCUGACUUUCUGGUUUCUACAAACUCCACAAAUGAACCGAGACAAAAGAUCUUCAGUUCCAAUUGUUUUGUUUUUCCCGACUGGGCAUCGAUGACUGGUUAUGAUUCUGCUGAUUCGUGGGGAUUUCUUCUUAUGUAAGCGCUUCUCGUACUGAAUACACAUAAUGUGGAAUACGGCAUGAUGUGAUACUUCAAAAACAUUUUAGGAAAGACAAUAACAGUGAUAUCCCUAAUAUUGCAAACCAUGGGCCUAACCACCGAAAAAGAAACUGGUCCUAACGACUGCAAACCAAAAAUUGAUUCAGCUCAGCAACAAGAUACACAGACGAUCUCAAUCGAUGAUCAGUCGGCUUCAGUCGAUGAAUCAGAUACCAAAACUUCUCCAGGAACUACUGCCCUUUCUCCCAGCGACGAGCGAAUAUUCGAGGAGUACUGGAACGAACAAAUCAUUCCCGAGUUUCGAGGUAGGGCUCUGACGAAAUUGUUUUCCACGUUCUUGCGCAGCAGCAGCGAAGUCAAUCUCUUUUUCGACCAUUAUUGGAGAAAGGCACUCCAACAAGUAGACACAAAGAAUACAUUGCCCCGCCCGCUUUCACUGAAAGAAAUUCGACGUCGCAUCGGUCGGUCUGUAUACGAUGCGGAUUCGCUUCAGGCAUUCGUUUCCGAUGUGGAAUCUUGUUUUGAAGCUGCGAUAGUGUCAUCCAGCGAAGCAUCUGUCUCGACUGAAACUUCGAGCACAAUUCGCGAAGCGGCCCUGCGAUUGCUGACUGUGUUCCGAAGUCGAAUCGUUGCAUUCAAAACGAGCCAGGUGGAAGUUGCCACUAAGUCGUUCUCCCGGGCCUCCUCUAGGCCGGACUCGAUUGUGGCAGUCUUGGUUCAAAAGACCAAUUCCGAGAAACUCAAGAACGCGCUCUUGCCAUCGUCAGCAACACUGCUCGUGGUUCCUGCCGUUCUUGUGGACCAUUGGAUGGUGGGUGUUUGUGUUGAAUCAUUGUUUCCAUACCGUUUUUGUGGUCAAGAACUAACUUAUUUUUGAAUUCUUUCUUUCUCUUGACCCCAGGAGCAAUUUAAACUCAAUGUGGAUAUUUCCUACUGUACGGGGAAAAUCCCAUUGGUAUUCAACUAUACAGGCAGUAAUAGUUCAGCGUUGAAGAUAGAAGAAAUUUUGUUGAAAUGUCGAGACAAGAAAACCCAUUUCCCUUUUAUUUUCGUCGAUAGAACGUCAACCAAAAAAAUACCACCCCCAUCCUUCAUUGCAUUGUUCAAGAUUGUCAUUACUACGAACAACCGUUUUUCUUCCGAAUGGAAAAAUGGUUCCUUUGAAGACGAGAUGAGAAGAAAUCAUAGCAAAAGUACCAGAAACAGCGGAACCAGUAGAUUUGCUGACUUCCGCGACGAGUUGGCGACUUCGGAGGAGGCGUGUCCUUUGCUCAAGGUGAAUUGGCUUCGAAUGAUUGUGGAUGAGGGCCAUAGUAUGGGCAGAGGCAGGGACAACUCUUCAAUUUCUUUUGCAUCAUGGAUCAAUGCCGAGCGGCGAUGGGCCAUGACGGGCACACCCACUCCACAAACUUCCACGCAAUCAGGGCUGACGAACGUUUUCAACCUUAUGCAGUACCUACAGCACGAAUUCUUCACCCGGAGACACGAUGGAGAUACCGUUUGGAAUCAGUUGAUCGUUCGAAGCUGGAACCGUGGGUUUUUAUCAUCGUUCUUCCGAUUGCGUUCACUCCUGUCUUUGCUCAUGAUCCGACACGUCAAGAGCGAUAUCACGGAACUGCCUCUCCCGAUAUUCAAGAUCAAUACUCUUUCCAUGGGAUUCGAAGAGGUAUCAACGUACAACACUUUGGUUUGUGCUAUACAAUCGAAUCUCGUCAUUACAUCAAUGAAAGGCAAGACUUCUGGUGCCCAGGACUCUCUUCUUCACAAGUCGCAAACAAAACACGCAAGAGAAGCGAUCAGCAAUCUUCGUCUAGUGUGUGCGGGUGGAACACAGGUACGCCCCACGCUCAGUGAUGAAUACCACACUGAAUUUCACCAAGACUUUGAAAAUUGUAACUCCGACCCAAUUCAGCGAACAAAGAUCCGAGAAUUUAUAUCGAGGGCGACCACCGGUCGGCAAUCAAAAUGCGACUGUUGCUCUGUCAUGCUUAGUACACUCUUGGUUUUUCCGUGUGGCCAUCUCGUCUGCACGGAGUGCGUUGAUAGCGACACGACUUCCUGCAUCGUGUGCGACAAAGAAUUCGACGUAGAUGCGUUUCAGAGGUUGCAGCCCGGGUUCAAAUACGACUGGCUGCAUAACGUAGAAGAGGAAGCGAAAGAGCGGGCCAACUGCAGGAUCGAACCAACGGCACAAGACGAAGGUGGCGCCUUGCCCCUGCCGGGGGGUCACGGUGUAUUGAUCCCAAGCAAUCAACGCCAGCGGAGAGCUCGCACCCGUAAAUUUGGUGACGGCCACACCUGUCAGUACGAUCCAAAACGCUCCGAUGGGAAAUGCGUGCUCUGCUUUGCAGAACACGAACCCUGCUAUUUGGUGGGAGAGCGGCGUUGCAGUGUGUGCUAUCGAUCGGCAGAAAACUGCCCAACAAGCGAGUCAAAGAUCACGCACAUUAUCGAAAAGCUUCUGAACUUGUACCACCGUAAAGUAGAGGCCGAGAGAUCUGCUGCGCACAGCGGAAGGAAUCGAGUGUGGGGAGAAAAGUUUCCUCUAACUGGGGGAAGACGACCGCCCAAGGUGAUUGUAUUCUCCCAGUUUCGAAAGGUUCUGAAUAUUACCGGGGAUAGACUGCUUCGGAGAUUCGGUUCGGGCUGCAUAGCCGAGUACUGGGGAAAAUACCGAAAGAAGGAAUUGCAGAAAUUCGUCAGGGACGAGAAAUGCCUGUGCAUGCUUCUGGGCAAGGACGGGAGCGAGGGUCUGGACCUGAGUUUCGUUACCCACAUUGUCUUUUUGGAGCAGGUCUGGGAUAAAUCGCUCGAGAAUCAGGUCGUGGCACGUGCCUGGAGAAUGGGAGCGAGGGGAUCCGUAGAGGUCGAAACGCUGGUUGCCGAAAACUCCAUCGAAGAAACCAUGUUUCUCCUCGAGGGAAACCAGGACCACGAUCCGGAUGGCGAUUCUUCGAGGGCCACCGGCGUCCUAAAGUUUCGGUCCACCGCCAAGGACCAAAAGAACUCGGAAUACCAGCAAGCGAAGGUGCACUACUUGCUGAAUAGUUUGAAGCUCAUUGCGGAUAAUACCACAGUUGUUGGUAUUGGCGGUGGCAGUAACGAUGAUGACAGUCACAAAGAGACCACGGGAUCACCGGGGCCCGACACGGGUAAGAAAAGACAACUCUCUGAUACGGGUGGGCCGCAAAAAGGAGAGCAAACAAAGAGACACCGUGUUUCGUUUCAGGUGUAAGACAAAGAAUGGGAACGAAAAAGAUUCGGACAUAGCACGACGAUUCCCUGUCGUUUCACGAAAGAGCGCACAUUUGAAAGCAAGUCGUGUCUACGAAUGCUGGGCUUGAUUCCUUCGAAAUGCAGGUCACGAAACGACUUCAAUCUACUAUCCCAGAGGUACCAAAGAGACGCAAAACACAGAGGAAUACUAUUGUAUGAAAUUGGAAUAGUUGAGCCUCUUUGUGAUUCAUUAUUUUAUGUACCUAUCAAGAUAUAAAAGAUUGUCAAUUGGUCGUAAUAACCUAAAAAUUUUCAU
Molecule: messenger RNA, 5675 nt
Organism: Pseudo-nitzschia multistriata
Lineage: Eukaryota; Bacillariophyta; Bacillariophyceae; Bacillariales; Bacillariaceae
Source: the annotation of a GenBank genome assembly